This is a messenger RNA of Wyeomyia smithii (pitcher-plant mosquito), 3648 nucleotides long. RefSeq names its product protein cycle. The coding region runs from base 912 to 3380 and encodes 822 amino acids. The transcript has 13 exons. Gene Ontology annotation, molecular function: protein dimerization activity; RNA polymerase II cis-regulatory region sequence-specific DNA binding; DNA-binding transcription factor activity, RNA polymerase II-specific. Lineage: Eukaryota; Metazoa; Arthropoda; Insecta; Diptera; Culicidae. Gene Ontology annotation, biological process: regulation of transcription by RNA polymerase II. Gene Ontology annotation, cellular component: cytoplasm; transcription regulator complex; aryl hydrocarbon receptor complex. The record is from RefSeq and is a predicted model, not a curated record.
AGUUGUGUGUCGGCCGUGACGGGAACGAUACGUCGUAUGUUGCAAUACACUGUCAUUCUACGGUAGGUUAUACUAAGUGCACUAGAUGGUAGAAAACUCGGAUGAUACUGGACAGUUUCGGGCAGUAGUGCAUUGGAAGUGUGUCGGAACGAUUCUUUGUGCAGGAAGAUUCCUGGCCGCGUGUCUGUCGGAAGAACUUGGCGUGAGUGACUUGCGGUGUACUCCGAGCAGACCACAUCUAGUUCGUGGUGGUUGCGGUUAGAAUCUCAUCUUUACCAAUACACAGAGGAAACGCGGAAGUGCGAUUGUGCUGAUGCGAAAAUAGUACCAAGUGCACGACCUUCAUUGAUAGUUAAGUUUGCAAAUAAGUGACUGUCGAGUGUGUUUAGAAGAUUUGCUCGGGAUUCGUGUAGGUAUUUCCCGGUGGGAACAACAGUUUACUACAAUUAAAGUGUGAUAUGAGUUGAUUAUCUAUUGAAUGGCAGACGCUGUGAAGAAGCAGUAUCAUAGAUUAUUUGGUUCAUAGUCGCUUUGAAGGAAAAGUUUAAGUUUUGCGAUGUGUUUACAGUGAUAUAUUUCGCUUCGCAAUAUACGUCUUAUUGGAGAUAAAAUUCAAAAAGUGAUGAUUAGCAGAUUGUUGACAAAAGUGAUGCUUGAAGUAAACCUGAAGUAAUACGCGAUAAAUGAUAUAUUCGAAAAGGUUCGCUGUACCGUUGUAUCGAUGUAGAGUGGAAGGAACACCAAUAUUAACCAUUGUCGAAUACAGCUCCGGCACAGUUCAUCGCGAGAAUUCGCCGCGAAAGGAUGUGAGCGAGCGUUCAGGACAGGAACACGAUUUACUGCCGGUCAGGCGACUGGACAAGGAUCGGUUACAGCAACUCUUCUGCCUAGUGUUUUCGGUGUUGGAUUAAAUGCCGGAAGAGGAACGUGAGUUUCUGACGUUGGAUGAGCUGAAGCCGCACCAGCUGACCGAGCUCGGCGUGGCAGUUUCCUCGUACUCGCCGCAGGCUCAGCAGCACGCGCUAGUUCCGGCGGCAGCGUUAUCUAGUCACAUCACCGGCAAUCCCGUCAUCAGUACCGGCGGAUUGCUGCAAAAUUACCACCAUCACAACGUGUUCUACAACAUCCAUGCAGCUCGGUCGCCCAACACAAAUGCAAACACCGGAGGAAAUGAGCAUUUGACGGCGUCAGAAAUUGUAUCUUCCAACUCCGCUGUGUUGGAUUCAAUGCAGAGAAGUAUGUCCAGUGUGUCCAAUCAUAACAGCCAUCAGCAAAAUUUGCAAGAUAGUGGUAGUGAAAAUCAUCAACAUUUAUCCGGCAAUGAUCAUGGGCACCGUCUUCAUCAACAGCAACAGCAUGCACCACACACGGAUAGCAGUGGAAACGGUGCUGCGGAGGAGGGAAGAAAACGUAAAUUUUCCUUUAAUGACAACAGCGAUAUUGAAGAUGACACUUGUGACGAUGCGAAAUCUGUUCGAACAACUGAUGAAAACAAAAAGCAAAAUCACAGUGAAAUUGAGAAACGUCGACGUGAUAAAAUGAACACCUACAUUACCGAGUUGUCGGCUAUGAUUCCCAUGUGCCAUGCUAUGUCCCGCAAGCUGGACAAACUGACGGUCCUAAGAAUGGCGGUGCAACAUCUGAAAACGAUCCGCGGAGCCGUACAUUCCUAUACCGAGGGACACUACAAACCGGCUUUCAUAUCAGACCAGGAGUUAAAAAUGCUGAUACUGCAGGCGGCCGAAGGGUUCCUGUUUGUGGUGGGCUGUGAUCGAGGUCGGAUCUUGUACGUGUCGGAGUCCGUUUCACAAAUUUUGAAUUACUCUCAGGGUGAUCUAUUGGGCCAAAGUUGGUUCGAUAUUCUUCAUCCCAAGGAUGUUGCGAAGGUGAAGGAACAGCUCUCCUCGUCGGAUUUAAGCCCAAGGGAGCGACUGAUCGAUGCCAAAACGAUGCUUCCAGUUAAAACGGACGUACCUCAGGGCGUUUCAAGGCUGUGUCCGGGCGCUAGACGAUCCUUUUUUUGUCGGAUGAAAUGCAAAACAAACGUACAAGUGAAAGAAGAAACAGAAUCGAAUAAUUCAACGACCAGUUGCCAUCGGAGGAAAAGUAAAGUGAAUUCAGAUAAGAAAUAUCCAGUUAUUCAAUGCACUGGCUAUCUAAAAUCAUGGGCUCCGGCCAAAAUCGGCCUUGAAGAACACGAAGCAGACGGUGAAGGAGACUCUUGCAAUCUGUCCUGCUUGGUGGCAGUAGGUCGAGUGCAGCCAAGUUUGUUUCAAAAUCAUCAACAACCGUCGAGUGGAAACCAGAACAAUCAACGUCCAACGGACAGUGGCGCCAACGGUUCUGGUGGGGCAACUGGAGCGUCCGUUGGAUCGAAUGGUUGCAAAAACUUUAGUCGAAAUAACAUUCCUAACCUGCGAAAUGUACAAUUCAUAUCACGUCAUGCAAUGGACGGAAAGUUCCUAUUCGUGGAUCAACGUGCCACGUUGGCUCUGGGAUUUCUUCCCCAGGAGUUACUUGGUACUAGUAUGUACGAAUACUAUCAUCAUGAAGACAUUCUAGCACUAGCGGAGUCACACAAGGCAGCACUGCAGGGAGCUCAGUGUGUUACCACGUCUGUCUACAGGCUGCGGACGAAGGAGAAUGGAUUCGUUCGAUUGCAGAGCGAGUGGAAAUCCUUCCGAAAUCCGUGGACUAAAGAGAUCGAAUAUCUGAUAGCGAAAAACAAUGUGAUACUAUCGGACCUGGCAGAUACUGGGGGCAGUAGCGGAGGCAAUUUUGGCAGCGGAAGUUCUACGGUGCCCAGCGGUAACGGUGCUAACAGUGCUGGGAAUGGGAAUAACAGCAGUAAUACCGAGCUCGGUGAAGGACACAACGAAAGUAACGGACAAACUAAUGGACGCGAAAUACAACGAAUUAUACAUUCGCACGUAGAGGCUAGUAAAAUAGGACGUCAAAUAGCGGAACAAGUCAUGGACCAUCAACGAAGGGUUGGCGAUUCGUCAGCAGAGAGUAGUCCCGAUCCAGCUGACGUUUCAAUACCGCAAAACUUUAGCUCUAUUGCCCAGGAAGUCAAGAAUUUGUCGAGUGAGGCAGUUUCUUCAGUAGAACGAACGCUAGCUUCAUCGUCUCGUGUUUCACCCGCUUCUUCAGUGAGUGGAGUUCCUUCCACGCAACGAGUUAACGGUACUCUACCAGGGUACAAUCAUUCACGAAGUAGUACAGUUGCCAGCCCUGGAGACGAAGCUUCACACGCUCAAGCCAACACUACCGAUGGUAAUGACGAAGCGGCGAUGGCAGUGAUAAUGAGCUUACUGGAGGCAGAUGCUGGCUUGGGAGGUCCGGUGGACUUUUCCGGUUUACCGUGGCCAUUACCGUGAACCAUUGUCGCAAUGGAUAGUUUAAAAUUCAGGAUUCAGUCAACCAACCACGCAAUGAUUCGAAGUUACCACUUUGUAGGGAAUGAUUUUUUUUUGCAGUCAGUUAAGGUUAGGUAUUAUAUAAUUAUUUAGCAUUUUGUAAUUAAAGUGAUACAUAGGAACGAUUUGAGGCUGUCGCGUACAAUAUCUCAUGCAUAGGGUAACUACAUUAUUGCAAACAAUUCAAUUAUUAGGCUCGAGUACAGUAAAUCAUCUCAAAAGCUUAUAA